Molecule: messenger RNA, 659 nt
Organism: Eurypyga helias (sunbittern)
Lineage: Eukaryota; Metazoa; Chordata; Aves; Eurypygiformes; Eurypygidae
Product: protein very KIND-like
Exons: 3
Coding region: 30-443 (137 amino acids)
Biological process (GO): small GTPase-mediated signal transduction
Molecular function (GO): guanyl-nucleotide exchange factor activity
Source: RefSeq, a predicted model, not a curated record
AAAUUUUACCUGCAAAAGUAGCUGAAAUAAUGGAGGAACUCAAGGCUGUUGAGGUUUUUUUAAAAAGUGACAGCUUGUGCUUGAUGGAAGGAGGAAGAUUCAAAACGCUUCCAACAAUUCCAUCAGCCCAUGUUUUGGCUAUGCACGUACAACAACUUGAAACUGGAGGAUUCACAAUGACAAAUGGAGCUCACAAGUGGACUAAGCUUAGAAACAUUGCCAAAGUUGUGAGCCAAGUUCAUGCAUUUCAAGAGAAUCCUUAUACGUAUACACCAGAUUUCAAGCUGCAGUCUUACCUCAGUCAAAGAAUAACUCAUUUUAAAGAUUCAGACAUUUCUGCCUUGGCAGCUGACAACUGUGCCAACUUCCAUCAGAUACCAGCAGAAAAACAUUCUCGAAAAAUUCAGGACACGCUGCGCAGAAUGAAGGCAACAUUUCAGUAAUUAUUUACAUGUCCUCUGUUUUAUUCCAAGUGUAGCCUGUAAAACUGGAGUAAGUUGACUUUGUCUCCUGGAACAAUCCCCAAACAAAUGCUUAAGUGAAGUGAAUGCUAUCUCAAUGCUAUCUCUUAAAAUGCUAUCUCAAGUUGAAAUGAUUAAAUUACUUAGCAUGGAAUUAUAAAAUGCUGACUAAUGAGAUUUGAAUCUCUGGCAACUGGA